AUCCUAUACCAAUCGAAAUCAACAGCUAGACACUAUAACUCAGUGUCCUUUCAUAUCACCGUCCCAGCUUUUGAUGAUAGUAGGUUUCAAAAAAUCUUUUAGUCUUCUGCUACCUAUUUCCAACGAAGGCCUACUUUCCUUUUUCAGUCUGGUAGCCUUGGCCAACUUUUCUCCAGUGCGCGACGAACAUAACCUGGAACAUCACCCAGCAAGAGAUGCUACAUUGAAGUGGAGAACCGUAUUUUAUGCCAAGAUCUCACCCCCCACAUCUCGUACUACUAUUCCCGAAGCAAAUCUGCAAGAUUGCUGGUCGAAGGCUACGUCAAAGUAAAUUGCCACACUUGUUCUCCUAUCGACAUAUUUAUGGCUUCUAUAUACUUUUAAGAUUAACAAAAGUCCGCAACAGAAAAGACGACACUGUUCGCUAGUCCCCCGACUAAAAACCUAGGACACUGCCGAAAUAUAUGGUUACUAUCUUUUCCAUAGUGACGACACCGAGGACAAUGAGCUUCCACAACCACUUUUUUAUGCUUGAGAUUAGCUAAAGUAGGAACAUAAUUUCAGGAGAUUCUCCAUACUAUUAUUGUAACUUUCGAAGGGAUGUAUAAAUUCCAUACUUUUCUGUAAAAAUCUUUAGUCUCAGCCUGUAUAUAUUAUUACUAGGAUCCGAAUUAGUCUCCUGUAAUAGUUUAUAGGGGCUUCUAACUGAGAAAUCGCCAGACGGUUCUCCUCUCCACACUUGGAAUUCAUCGUGUAUUGUCUCCGCCAAAGGGAUCCACAUAAUUUUCUUUACAAUAUCCGCAUUAAAGGUAUUAACAAUUAUAUCUGUAAUCUGUUUGCUUCAUCUCCCGAAAUCCAUAGAUCAUCCCAAACAGAAAUUCGGUCCCCCAUACCAACCCUCCAACAUAGGCCUUUCUCCAGGAGUCUUUUUGCUGCCCAGACGCUCUUUCAGGUAAGCGAAGGUAAAUUCCCUAAUUGAGCAUUAAAAAAAUUCGAGUUUAGAUAAUAUUUUGCUUUCAAAACUCGAGCAAAUAAAGAAUUGAGAAAAUUAAUAAGACGUCAACCCUGCUUAGCUAAUAACGCAAUAUUAAAUUUGUCAAGAUUUUGGAAACCUAGGCCACCAUCUUCUUUUAAUGAAUAUAGAUCCUUCCAAGCACACCAAUGAAUAUCAUUUCUACCUCGACUGUUUUGCCACUAGAAAUUAGCAAUUAUACUCUCCAAAUCAGCAUAUAAAAAUUUAGGGAGUAAGAAACAACCCAUAGUGUAAGUUGGAAUGGAUUGAAGGAUAGCCUUUAUGAAUACCUCUUUCCCUCCUUGAAAAAGAUGCCUUAUACUCCAGUUGUCGAUUCAUUGCUUAAAUCUAUCCUUUAAGACUUGAAAAGACAAUUUCUUUCUUCUUCCCACCAUACUGGGGAGCCAAGGUACCGUUCUGGAUCAUUUGAGUUAUGCACCCCAAGUACGUUGGAAAUUGUUGUUUUUUCCUCCUCCUGCGUAUUGAUACUUAAAAAUACUGUAGACUUAUUAUAAUUGACACAUUGACCAAAACAAAUAUCAUAUUCUUGCAAAAUCUGCUUCAAAUAAUGAGCACCUCUUUCUGUAGUCUCCCCAAGUAAAAUACAAUCGUCUGCAAAUAAUAGAUCUAGAAUAAAUUUAAUUUUUAUAUAAAGCCAAAAUCACACAUAAAUAAAUUAUUUACUAAAAAUAAUUUGCGCUCUUCAAAAUAACUUAUUUUCUGUAUGAGUUAUUUUCAAUCCGUCAAGAUGUUUUUCAUAAAAUUAACACGGCCAUGGAAAAUAUUUUUCGAAAAUUAUUUUUAGUAAAAUUAUGGGCAUCGAGAAUAACUGAAAACCCCAUAAUAUCCUCCUCCUCCUGCACUGUGCACUCAACCCUUAUUUCCCUUUUCCGUAAUCUCCAAAUAAGACAUACAACGAGCUCCAUAACCAAGUCAAACUAAUUCAACUCAACACUUCACUUCACUUCACUAGUCUUUGAUUGUUUUUUCUAUAGUUAUAAUGCAAAAGAGUCCUUCAGCUUCUUCCUUGGGUCCAGGUGGUCUAGACCUGGCUCAAGCCUUCUUCAAGCCCAUCCUAAACACCGAUCCACCUUCCUCCACCAAGCGCCAUACCAAGAUCUCCGUCAUCGGAGUUGGGAACGUCGGUAUGGCUAUCGCCCAAACUAUCCUCACCCAGGACUUAGCCGAUGAACUCGCCCUCGUCGACGCCAAGUCUGACAAGCUCCGCGGCGAAAUGCUCGAUCUCCAACACGCCGCGGCGUUCCUCCCACGCACUAAAAUCAACGCGUCCGUUGAUUACUCCGUCACCGCUGGAUCUGAUCUGUGUAUUGUCACUGCUGGCGCCCGUCAAAACCCUGGCGAGUCUAGGCUGAAUCUGCUGCAGAGGAACGUUGCUCUGUUUUCGAAUAUUAUUCCUCCACUGGCAAAGUACUCGCCGGAUUCGAUUCUAUUGAUUGUUUCGAAUCCGGUGGAUGUGCUAACUUACGUGUCUUGGAAACUGUCGGGAUUUCCAUCGAAUCGGGUCAUCGGUUCGGGAACAAACUUGGAUUCGUCGAGGUUUCGGUUCUUGAUCGCCGAUCAUUUGGACGUCAACGCUCAGGAUGUGCAGGCCUUCAUAGUUGGUGAGCAUGGAGACAGCUCGGUAGCACUCUGGUCUAGCAUUAGUAUUGGUGGAGUGCCGGUGUUAAGCUUCCUAAAGAACCAGCAAAUUGCCUACGAAAAGCAGACCCUUGAGAACAUUCACAAAGCUGUUGUUGAGAGUGCGUAUGAGGUGAUUAGUCUCAAAGGGUACACUUCUUGGGCAAUUGGCUACUCAGUGGCUAACUUGGCUAGAAGUCUACUUAGAGAUCAGCGGAAAAUCCACCCAGUCUCAGUCCUUGCCAAGGGGUUUUACGGUAUCGACGGUGGUGAAGUUUUCUUGAGCUUGCCAGCACAGCUCGGUAGAGGUGGGGUCUUGGGCGUCACCAAUAUCCAUUUGACUGAUGAGGAGGUGCAAAGGCUUAGGAAAUCGGCUGAGACCAUUCUUGAAGUUCAAAGUCAGUUGGGAUUGUAAGAAACUACCGUUGCCUACCAAUAUUUGAAAGGUUCUUUUUCUUUAAUGUGUAUUUUAGGUUUUAUACUUGGUAUUUAAGUUUUGUUGGACCUGCAGAUACUUAGAUUGGAAAAUCAUUCAACAAAUUGCUACCUCUUAUUAGUACUUAGCUAUUGAUUUCAUCUCAUCAAUCAAUCAAAUUGAAUCACAUGUAUUAAAUAAAAA
Messenger RNA from Gossypium arboreum, 3269 nucleotides. Its product is annotated as L-lactate dehydrogenase B-like. The coding region runs from base 2013 to 3065 and encodes 350 amino acids. Gene Ontology annotation, cellular component: cytoplasm. Gene Ontology annotation, biological process: carboxylic acid metabolic process. Gene Ontology annotation, molecular function: L-lactate dehydrogenase (NAD+) activity. The transcript is spliced from 5 exons. NCBI's taxonomy places the organism in Eukaryota, Viridiplantae, Streptophyta, Magnoliopsida, Malvales, Malvaceae. The record is from RefSeq and is a predicted model, not a curated record.